AUGACGCGCCCAGAUAUCUGUUACGCCGUUGGCCAAGUGUCGAAGUAUUGCCAAAACCCCGACCCAUCUCACUGGGACGCGGUCGUCCAAAUAUUUGCAUAUCUGAAAGGGACUGCAGACUACGGCAUCUGGCUUGGUGGAAACCGAAGCGGGCUCGUCGGAUUCACGGACGCCGAUUACGCAGGAGACAAAAACGACUAUCGGUCAACGUCGGGCGGCAUAUUCUUUUUCAACGGCGGUCCCGUAUCCUGGUUCAGCAAGAAACAGUCCUGUACAGUUCUCUCCACCACGGAAUCUGAGUACAUUGCUGCCUGUGAGGCCACCAAAACCAUUGUAUGGCUCAGUUGUCUACUAGAGGAUUUCACAGGUGUUGAACAGCAGAAGAUCCCACUUUACUGCGACAACCAAGAAGCGGUACGACUAACUUACAACGCUGAAUUUCACCAGAGGACAAAACAUGUCCUCACAAGGUACCACUACAUCCGUCAAAAGGUCUCUGAAGGAAAGAUCGAAGUCAAAUAUAUUCCCACUAAUGAUCAAUUAGCUGAUAUUCUUACCAAGGCUCUACCCAGCCCAAAAUUCACAAUGAUGAGAGAGAAAAUUGGUGUUGGAAAAUCUCCGAAUUAG
This is a messenger RNA of Daphnia magna, 627 nucleotides long. Its product is annotated as secreted RxLR effector protein 161-like. The record is from RefSeq and is a predicted model, not a curated record. NCBI's taxonomy places the organism in Eukaryota, Metazoa, Arthropoda, Branchiopoda, Diplostraca, Daphniidae. The transcript has a single exon. The coding region runs from base 1 to 627 and encodes 208 amino acids.